AUGGAUGAUAUGCACAAGUGUUUGGGGAGAACUUCGCCGGAGGACCAGACCGAGUUGGGGCCGCUGUGGGCCCGGGAGAAGGACCAGACCGAAGUGGUGACGCUGCGGUCCCUGGUAGAUGGGCAGACCGAUAUGGGGCCGCUGCGGUCCCGGGUGAAGGACCAGACCAGGCUGGGGCCGCUGCAGGCCCGGGUGGAGGAGCAGUCCGGGCUGAUUGGGGUGUUAAAGCAGAGGUCCGACCAGGCGCGUCUCCGCUGCCAGGCGCUGCAGAAGGUCAACGAGGAGCUGGAGGCUCGAGGGGCAGCCGCUCAGAAAGAGCUGGACUCGGAGAGGGCGAGGGUAAGGCUGUUGGAGAAGAGGUUUAACGACCUGGCCGUGAACCAUCAAGGGAUUGUUGUGUUCAAAGAUGACUAUAAAAGACACAACUUCCAGCUUUUAGAGGAAAACAAACUUUUAAGGUCAGAGAAUGAGGCGCUCUUUUCACAGAAAUUACUAGAUCAAGAGACUCUAAUAGGUAAACUGCGACAAGAUAUUCACCUGAAUGAAGAGAAACACGAAGAUAUGGAAAAGUACUUGAGGGACCAAGAAGCUGAAUGGAAGGCAAAGAUGUUAAAACAGAAAUACCUUACACAAUGGCAGGAAGCAGCACAGUUAAAAAGACUUCAUGACACCCAGGACAGUCUUAAAUCAGCAGAGGAUAUGUGUAAAGAUCUGAAGCACCAGCUACAAGAGGCAGCAGAUGGACGUGCUUUGACGGAGACCGAAAUGAAGCAGACGAUAAACAGCCUCUGUGCAGAAAAAGACAUCUUCAUAAAUCUGUCGGUCGAAAGAGGAAAAGUCUUACAGGAAAAGCAAGAGAAAAUUCAGCAGUUGGAGAUUAAGUUGGAAGAAGUGGAAAAGGUGAAGACCAGAGCAGAGAACAGGUUCAAGCAGGAAGCAGAAGCGGUCAACAUUAACGUGAAGGUUAUGAAUCUCCAACGUGCUUUCGAUGAGGCAGUGAAGAAAAACGAGAAGGCCAGAGAGGUUGGUUACAACAGAACAACUUUACUGUUUUAUCAAGGAAAUAUAUUGUAUAGCCUUGAAAGCAUGUGUGUGAUUAUUCCAUAGAACUUUGAAGCCUACAAAGACCACAGCGCCUACCUA
Molecule: messenger RNA, 1143 nt
Organism: Gadus macrocephalus (Pacific cod)
Lineage: Eukaryota; Metazoa; Chordata; Actinopteri; Gadiformes; Gadidae
Product: coiled-coil domain-containing protein 89
Exons: 5
Coding region: 1-1107 (368 amino acids)
Source: RefSeq, a predicted model, not a curated record